Messenger RNA from Mesorhabditis spiculigera, 258 nucleotides. NCBI's taxonomy places the organism in Eukaryota, Metazoa, Nematoda, Chromadorea, Rhabditida, Rhabditidae. The record is from the annotation of a GenBank genome assembly.
AUGAUGAUGGUGUUUCGGAAUUUUGCGACUUCGAAAGCUCCGCCGAUUAAAAAUGAAGAUUGUUUUUUAAGUAACAACAGGCCGCCCCGCUGCGCUCAUCCCUUCGUUCCAACACGGGAACUCGAUUCGGCUCCCAGGACCGUUACUCUGAGUCCAGAACACUCCCAUACAAACAGAACACCGGAACGCGUUGGGACGAAUCUCGGAGACAUUUUGGGAUGGGAUACGAAUUUCUGCACGAAAAUCACGAAUUUCGGA